Schistosoma turkestanicum is the source of this 2010-nucleotide messenger RNA. The record is from the annotation of a GenBank genome assembly. Lineage: Eukaryota; Metazoa; Platyhelminthes; Trematoda; Strigeidida; Schistosomatidae.
UGAUGUUGGUUAUUGGAUCGACCUUCCACACCAUUACGAGUUAACCGCUGGUUUUGAUAUAGCUAAAUGGAUGAGACAUACGACGUUAUCGUGCUUGGUACUGGUUUAAAGGAAUGUAUACUCAGUGGUUUAAUGUCUGUGGAAGGAAAGAAGGUGCUGCAUAUAGAUAGAAAUAAUUACUAUGGUGCUGAAACCACAUCAUUUACACCACUGGAAGCACUUUUUCAGAAGUUUAAUAAAAAUGCAGACCUCAGUGCAUUUGGCCGGGGAAGGGACUGGAAUGUAGACCUGAUUCCAAAGUUCCUGAUGGCUGAUGGAAAAUUAGUAAAAUUGCUUGUUCAUACAGGUGUUACUAGGUAUCUCGAGUUUAAAAGUAUCGAGGAGAGCUAUGUUUUUGAUAAAAAGUCAAUACACAAGGUCCCGAGUAACGCGAGUGAAGCUCUCUCAACAAGUUUGGUUUCUUUGUUUGAAAAAAGAAGACUAAGGAAUCUCCUGCAAUGGGUUGUGGAUGUUGAUCCUGAUAACCCUUCUACUUGGAAUGCUGUAUAUCCCCCACCUAAAAGUAUACUAAGCAAUUCUAUUGAGGAGGCUUUUUCAUAUUUCGGUGUCGAUGAGACUACUAAGAAUUUCGUCGGUCAUGCCAUUUGUCUGUAUACAGACGACUCCUACAGACAGAAAGCACCAGCUAUAGAAGUCAUCACCAAAAUGCAGCUUUAUAACAAUUCGGUCAACCGGUUCGGCAAAUCUCCAUAUCUUUAUCCUCUCUACGGCUUAGGAGAAUUGCCCCAAGCUUUUACUCGACUUAGCGCAGUAUAUGGCGGUACUUACAUGCUCAACAAACCAGUAGACGAAAUUGUGAUGGAGAAUGGCAAAGUUAAAGGGGUGAAAUCUGAAGGUGUAACCGCACUAUGUACGCAGGUGAUAUGUGAUCCUAGCUAUGCCCCAGAUCGCGUCCGAAAGUGUGGUCAGGUUGUUCGUGCUAUAUGCAUCUUAAAUCAUCCCAUUCCUAAUGUAAAGAAUUCUCAUUCAUUACAAAUCAUCAUUCCUCAAAACCAAGUUGGUCGACAUCAUGAUAUAUAUGUUUCUUGUGUCUCUCAUCCACACCUUGUAUGCCCAGAAAAAUUCUUUGUUGUCUUAGUGGCGACAACUGUAGAAACAUCAAAUCCACAUGAAGAACUUCAACCUGGUUUACAAUUACUUGGACCUAUUGCACAUAUUUUCUAUUCGGUAACAGAUUUAUUUGAACCUGUAGAUGACGGUAAAUCGAGUAAUAUAUACAUUUCGAAAAGUUAUGAUGCAUCAACUCAUUUUGAAAGUACCUGUAAUGAUGUGUUAGAAAUGUACAAUCGAAUAACUGGAAAGCCAUUUGAUUUCAGUAAAGUUACUAGGAGUUUGGAAGAUGAAUAAUAACAACUGUAUUGUCACUGUAAAUCCUCCCACUGAAUAAAUGGGAAUAAUAACAACAAUAAUAAUGCCAAUGGUUAUCACUUUCAUUAUUUAAAGCGUACUGACGACAUGAUUGGUCUACCAUUUUGUUUUCUUUUUUGAUCUACUUAAUAAUUCCCAUUCUACUAUUCAUUCCGAUGAUAACUACUUAUAUUACUGUGUGCGAAUAUUUCCAUACUGUUAUAUAACAGUGACAUGUUCUUGUGUUCAUUUUAUAAUGAUACUUUACCAUUUAUUCAUUACUUUUUAAUCAUGAUUUGAAUAUUGUUCAUUUGUGAACUCCAUUUUCAUUAAAUCUUCACAUUUUAUUGAUUUUGUUUUUCUGAUUAACUGUUGUUCUCAUUUUGUUGUUGUGAUAUCCCGAUCACUGUCCUCAGUAAAUUUCCUUGUGUUCUGUAUUCACUUUUGUAUUCUGUCAUAAAAAUUAAUUAAAAAUUUUCAAUGUGACUAACCAUAAUGAGACUAUUUGGAGAUUUAGUACAAACUUGUGGAAUAAGAAUGUUUACUCUGUUGUAUGAUGGGCCACAAUUUUAAAUUAACUAAAUAUGUUAGAUCAGUGACUGG